Molecule: messenger RNA, 1914 nt
Organism: Kluyveromyces lactis
Lineage: Eukaryota; Fungi; Ascomycota; Saccharomycetes; Saccharomycetales; Saccharomycetaceae
Gene: FUR4
Product: uracil permease
Exons: 1
Coding region: 1-1914 (637 amino acids)
Biological process (GO): nucleobase transport; transmembrane transport
Cellular component (GO): plasma membrane
Molecular function (GO): nucleobase transmembrane transporter activity
Source: RefSeq, a predicted model, not a curated record
AUGGUAGGGAACUUUAGAUUUAAUGUAAGGAAUGAUUCUACUAAUAAAGAGCCAAGCAAAACAGAAGUGAAAUCCGCCAUGUCAGUUGAAUUAGCGGAGUAUUUCAGUAAUACCUCUUCUACUGUGAGUCGUUCUCACAAGAAGCAAGGCAAGUCUCGUUCCAUUGAUAUGGAAAAGGACAAAAUCGUUCAAAUCGAUGAGACAUUGACGGAAAAUGAUAGUGAUGAGAACACUGAAGUGAUAGAGUACAGUUCGAUUUGGAGCAAAAUAUACUACGACUACAUUUUAGUGGAUAAGACGCUUUCAAAAUUAUCGAUUAAAGAAUCCUUCUUGUACAACCAUGACUUGAAACCAGUUGAAGAGCAAAGAAGAAGAUGGGCCUGGUACAACUUUUUAUGGUUUUGGGUUGCUGACUGUUUCAACAUCAACACUUUCCAAAUUGCUGCUACGGGAUUACAAUUGGGUCUCAACUGGUGGCAGACAUGGAUCACAGUUUGGAUUGGAUAUGCACUCAUCGGUAUCUUGGUGGCCCUGGCAUCAAGAAUAGGUUCUAUGUAUCACGUUUCAUUCCCAGUCGCUGCUAGAUCAUCUUUUGGGAUCUAUUUUUCCAUUUGGAGUGUGUUAAAUCGUGUGGUCAUGGCUACAGUCUGGUAUGCAGUACAGUCUUGGAUUGCCUUGACACCAGUUUCUUUGAUGUUACAGAGUAUAUUUGGUACGAACUUGCCAACUAGAAUUCAUGACGGUAUGGGUACUCCCAAUGCCACUACUUACGAGUUCAUGUGUUUCUUUAUCUUUUGGGUGGUAUCGUUCCCAGCAUUGCUAGUGCCACCUCAUGCAAUCCGUCAUUUAUUCACAGUGAAAGCCAUUCUUGUUCCCUUUGCUGCAUUUGGUUUCUUAAUAUGGACCCUUAAGAAAUCAAACGGUGAAAUUGCAUUUGGUGCUCUAAGCGAUGUCGAAGUAUCUGAUACGGAAAGGAGAUGGGCUUAUAUCAGAUCAAUCAUGGCUUGUUUAGGAAAUUUUGCCACAUUGGUUGUAAAUGCUCCGGAUUUCACACGUUUCUCAACCACCAAGAGAUCUGCCUUCAUAGUGCAAGUUGUUUCGAUCCCUAUUCUAUUCACAAUUACAUCUUUGAUCGGUAUUCUUGUCACAGCGGCAGGGUUUACCAUGUACAACGUCAACUACUGGUCACCAGUGGAUGUGUUGGGCAGAUUUCUUCAAGAUUCGUACUCACCUGGUACUAGAGCUGGUGUGUUUUUAAUCUCUUUUGUGUUUGCCUUGUCUCAAUUGGGUACUAACAUCUCUGCCAACUCUCUAUCAGCAGGUACUGAUAUGACGGCGCUUUUACCCAAAUUCAUAAACAUUAGGCGUGGUUCUGUCAUCUGUGCAUGUCUUGCACUAUGUAUCUGUCCAUGGAACAUGAUGGCAUCGUCAAGCAAAUUCACCAUGGCACUCAGUGCAUAUGCAAUCUUCCUCUCCUCUAUUGCUGGUGUUGCAAGUGCUGACUACUACGUGGUAAGACGUGGUUACAUUAGGAUAACACACUUGUAUUCCAUCAAACCAGGUUCCUUUUACAUGUAUAACAGAUUCGGUUUUAAUUGGAGAGCCCUUGUGGCGUAUCUGGGAUCUGUGUCCUUCAGUAUUACUGGGUUCGUUGGGGAAGUUGGUGAUAACAUCAAAGUAUCAGAUGCCGCAAUGCAUCUGUACUACAUGAACUACAUUAUUGGUUACGCAGCCGCUUUUAUUAUCUACGUUACGUUAUGCUGGUUUUUCCCAGUAGCAGGUUCACCAGUUAAGAAUAUCCUCAGAGAAAAAGGAUGGUACGAGAGAUGGGUUGAAGUCGAAGACUUCCCAGAACAAUGGAAAGCAAUGAUGCAAAAGAAAGACUUGUACGAUGAGAAAGAGAUCGAAUACUAA